Messenger RNA from Hymenoscyphus albidus, 4942 nucleotides. Lineage: Eukaryota; Fungi; Ascomycota; Leotiomycetes; Helotiales; Helotiaceae. The record is from the annotation of a GenBank genome assembly.
CCAAGAACACCCGAGUUUCUAUGUCUCCAGCUUCAGGAGAUAUAGCCCAACCCCCACCCCCACCCCAACCUGCCGAACCCAAACCCUCGAGCGGACUUGCUAGUGUUUUCAAGAGCCUGACUGGCAGCAAGCUAUCCCGUCCUAAUAAUGCCCGAUCAACCGCCCAAUCAUCUCAGCAGCCGACUGCCGCUGGAAACUUGCAAUCUGCAAUAUAUGGAGGGCCCCCGAAUUACGAGAAGCUAUAUGAGCAAUUGAAGAUCGGGAAUUCUCUACCGGGGCGCAUUGCGGCAGCUGAAAGUUUACGCUAUGCCAUCGACAAUUACCCUCUUAAUGCUGUAAGCAUCAUUGGAAAUAUUUAGAAAAUGGUACUGAUGGUCAGCAGGUGACAGCUAUAUUCAACGAAGGAAAGGAUCUCAUCGAGUCUACCAAGUCUAGAGAGGCACGGCAGGCAGGAUUUGGACUAUUGACUGCUUGCGUUAAGAACUCGACUUCGACAGACCCAGAGCGCAUGGCCUAUUUCUCGGUUCUCACCGCACCAGCAAAUCCACAAGACUUCCACUUGCAAGUCAGAUCUGUGAUGGAGCUCUCAAAACAUGGCAAAGAUUUGUCGGGCUUCCACUAUCGCGCCAUACCACUCCUGACUACAUGGAUGCACACUGCUUUCAACCUGACAGCAAAUGCUCGAAAGAUUCACCUCAAAAAUCCUUCUACAACGCCCCUAGAGGAGGAAGCCAUUCUUUACGGGCUCUUUGCCUUCUUGACCGACCUCAUAAAAUUCAGCUUCGUUGUUUCAAGUGAAGAAGUUACAGCAAAAUUGCUUGAGGAAAUCCUCAGUAUAUGCAGCCGCACGCCACUAUCGGAUGAUCUGAAGGCCUGCAUUAGUGUUGUAGAUGCAAUCAUGACAUACGGAGAAGUACCAAGCUACAAGCUACCGGAUUGCGUCAAAGUUCUCUCGUCGGUUCUUCCAAUUCCCAGAUCCCCCUCAGUUCCCAAAUCCGAUGAUCUAAAAACCAAAGCAUGGAAAAUCCUUCGUAAUUUCUCCCGAUCUCAUAACGGCCAAGCAGUCGUCCGUAUCCUUUUGGAAAUCCUCCACGAGCCUUCUCAUGGGGAAAAGACUGCCGACCAAAAUUACCUUCAAAUCCGGGGGGCCAUGUGUCUAUUACGUAAGCUAUUUGCCAAAAAUGGCCAAGACAGCUUUCCCCUGGUUCCUUUUACGGCGUUGGUUCGAGCCCUUGAUAGUGUCACUGCUUUUGGACACCACGCGAAAAUUGAUGGAGAUGUACUCGAACUUGUUUUAUCAAUCUUCGGGAACAAAUGCCAAGAAUUGAAGCAUAACGUGAUGGAAGAGGACUGGACCUUACUUUUUGAGGUGGUCAUUAAGUGUUCAGAAGGAGCAUUGGAGACAUCCGAUGGCCGUCCAGUCCCUAGCCGUUCACAAGUAUCAAGUCCUCAUGGAACGAGCGAUGGUGGAAGCGAACCUGGGCAGUCGACAAACUUGGCGCAGAGCUUGUAUAAUUUCAUUGUCAGAAUCGAGAAGCUUCUAGUUGAAAUCCCUGGCAAUGGCCUCUUCCAAAGGGAAGACUGUAUCAGAUUCUUUGCGAAAGUUCAUGCACAUCUUCCGGAAUCAUGCGCAAAGUUAGUCAUCGAUCAUUAUACGGAAUAUAGAUACUGCUAUCCUUCAGACUUGGGCUGGAAGACGAAUGUCAAUACUAUUGUCGAAGCCUUCUUUGGUGACCGAUCCCAACCUGCACAUAUCCGGCUUCAUGCUCUCAAGGCCGUCACAGACGUUUUUGGCGUCAUUGAGAUGUUGGACGACCACGAGGAUCCCGACAUUGUCCAAACAUUCGUUUCCGCUAUUCUGGAUAACAUUGGAGACGAGAAAGACAUUGCGAUUCUGCAGAAGCUUGUGGCAUUCGCUGUUGCUGUAGCCCGGAACGCUGACAAUUCUCUCUUCGAUUAUGUCAUUCGCGCAGUUCGCGGUAGUGUCAUGAGUGAUCGUCUUCAAUCCCCACUUGCAUCGCCUCCUUCCUCUCGGCAGAGUUUGCUCAGCAUAAGUAGGCCAAUAACCUCACCAACUCAAAGCAGCAUCAUUCAGACACCAUCCAAUGUUGUCACAAAGGGCCUCGUUCAGAUCUUCAUGAGAGUAAUGGACACUUCUGCUUACAAGUCUGUUAAAGUAUUUGAAGAACUGCUCUGGAUCGCUAGAUCUCACGAGUGUGAGAUAGAUGCUCGUUUAUCAGCCAUGAAAAUGCUCUUUCGGUUGCGCGCGGACUGGGCUCAUAGAAUUCACUUGGUUAUUUCCACAGAAUCCGAUGGUCUUGCUGCCUCGUUAUUUCGUACGUCAGCGUCACUUGCCAGGAAGCAAGCAGCCGAUGAAGCGGCACACCAGCAUCGUGUGUCACGAAACGACGAUUUGUCGAAUUCCAAGGGUUCACGGAAUACCUCGGCUCCCUCUAUUGCCAGACAGUCUCAUCGAUCCAGCAGUGGACUGGUGAGAACGAUCCAACGGAAUCACCAGAUGUGGAUGUAUCCAGAUUCUGAGGCAUUGCCUGAGGAUAUUCUUAAGAAAGCAAGUUCGUUAUUGGUCUCUUUGGUCGGAAUUGAAGACCCACAAAACGACUACAAAGGGGUCCGAGCAGAUGGUAAUGUUUUGACCCACGCGCAAAACCCAGACGGGGAGAAAUGUGACGAGCCAUUGCCAAAAGUUCUUCAAAAGAGAAUUCUCGAUAUUGGCACAUAUCUCGACACCAUCGCGGGCUUGCUUCAAAACGGAUGCGACUGGGAGGUAUACAGCUUUAUAUUGGUUCACCUCCCUUCACAGCUCACCAACCAAGCACUUUUCAGAGGCUCAAUUACUCAGAUCCGGCGUCUGAGAGAGGUGCUGUGUGAUUUGCUCAAAAACAAUAGUUUUCAAGAACCCCCUAUAUCUUCAGGUCUUCGGAAGUCCGAUGUUGCGAUAUGUCUAUUCCAAGUCUUGAAUAUGACCAUGGGGUACCACCAAAAUUUCUCAAAACCUGAGCAGGACGAUAUCGUUCGAACAUUUCUCCAAGGUAUCGGGUCCACGUGGGAACGUACAGCAAAAUGUUGUAUUCACGCUUUGACUAUAUGCAGCCAUGAAAUACCUGGGUCGACGAGUAAGCAGCUCGUCACCAUUUUGCAAAAAAUGUCAACGAUUAUUACACAGUCUCAUGUAGCGAUACAUAUUCUCGAAUUUCUAGCUUGCCUUGCUCGACUGCCCGAUCUCUACGUCAACUUCAGAGAAGAAGAAUACCGCACAGUGUUCGCGAUCUGCUUUCGCUAUCUUCAAUACGUGCGUGACCAAAAUGACAAGGAAUCCAAGGAUAUCUCUGCUCGUAGCAGCUCUUCCAUCGCCCGUAGCUCGGGACCUGCUCUUACGGAUCACGGCCUCUCAGAAAGUAACUUUCAGCCAAAUAGCUCCGAUGACCUUCCACAGUAUGUGUAUGCUCUGGCAUAUCACGUCAUAAUCUUUUGGUUUCUCUCUUUAAAGCUGACAGACCGUGCUGUCCAUGUCAGCUGGAUCACUAGAAACCUGGUCUCAACAGAUUCAUUCAACAAAGAAAGCAUCGAUGAGCAAGCGCAGGUUACACUCGAUUUCAUGCAACGUGUCACUUAUGCUGACGUGGACGAGUCCGCUGCUGAUCCUACCUUUACCAGUGAGCGCUUUGGCAAGAUCGAGAAGAAGCGAUGGAUUGUUGGUAAAAGUAUCGUGACAGUGGAGCAGGCCACACGAGGGGGAUGGGCUCAAAUCAAAAAGCGCCAGCCAUCUGGCACAUCAUGCUACAUUAUCAGAGAGAGAUUCAGUCGCCCGCCUCCUCAUCAGACCCAAUAUCCCAAUGAGCCAACUCGCGACACCAAAUUGUCAGAUGCAAAGAUGGUUUUCCCAAGCCAUCUGCUUCUUCAAUUGACGGCUUCAGUACCUCAAGUUGGAGACACAGUUCGACCAAUUCCUCUACCAACAGAAAACCCGGGCCUCGAACGUGCUAUCAAAACAUUUGAUCGUAAUUUCACUGUAGAUGGCCAUAAAGUUGGAGUCAUUUACAUUGCAGAGAACCAGACGCAUGAGGUCGAGAUCCUUGCCAACAUCAUGGGAAGUGGCGACUACACCAGUUUUCUUUCCGGUCUUGGAACCCUAACCAAGUUGAAGGGUGCGACUUUCAACACUCAGGGGUUAGAUAGAGUUGGUGACAGCGAUGGACAGUAUGCUUUUUGUUGGCGUGACCGAGUCACUGAGAUCGUGUUCCAUGUCACAACACAAAUUCCAACAAACCUAGAGAGUGACCCUCAAUGCAUCGGUAAAAAACGGCAUAUCGGAAACGAUUUUGUCAAUAUUAUCUUCAACAAUUCCGGUUUACCAUUCAAAUUCGACACCUUUCCUUCCGAGUUUAAUUAUGUCAAUAUCGUAAUCACGCCAGAAUCGAGAGCUUCUUUUGUUGCGACUCGAACGCGUACAGAGGCAAACGCAAAGAAUGCAUUCUACAAGGUUCAGGUCAUGAGCAAACCCGGUUUCCCAGAGAUCUCCCCAGCUGCGGAGACCAAAAUUAUGAGCUUGGCUGUUUUGCCUGGUUUUAUACGGCUCCUAGCUCUUAACGCUUCCGUGUUUUCACUUGUGUGGGCGAACAGAGAAGGGGGUGAGCAUGUGUCAUCCUGGCGCAACCGGCUCCGAGAAAUCAAUAAGCUGCGAGAAAAAUACAACCCAAAGGCGGCCUCGACUCCUCUGUCCACACCAGUGCCAUCUAACGGAAACGUACGAGACAGUAUCCAAAACCUUCGAAGAUCGUCGGUAGCAACUUUCUUGACAAGCUCUAACAGCGAGCCAGUCUCUCAGCGGUCUUCACUCUUGUCACCUGUAAAUACAGAAGUUGGUGUUAGUAGCACGGAAGGAAGCAUUGUAGAGGAUCUUGACUUCUCAAAAUGGUCUUGA